This is a messenger RNA of Mytilus trossulus (common blue mussel), 843 nucleotides long. RefSeq lists its product as uncharacterized. The transcript has a single exon. Bases 1 to 843 code for a protein of 280 amino acids. The record is from RefSeq and is a predicted model, not a curated record. Lineage: Eukaryota; Metazoa; Mollusca; Bivalvia; Mytilida; Mytilidae.
AUGGGAGCCCGUUCAGGUCAUCUUUUUUUCCGUAAUCAUUCGGGGGCUAUUGAUUUUCCAGAUGAUAUUGCUAAAUAUUUGAAAAAAGAAAGUUCGUAUAAAGCUAUUGUUGGACCAUUUAAGGCAAAUCCGUUUAGCUGUCCUUCAGCUUUAUCUCCUUUAAAUUCCGUUCCUAAAAAGGAUUCAAUAGAACGCAGGGUUAUUGUUGAUUUGAGCUUUCCAGAGGGCGAGGCGGUUAAUUUUGGUAUUUCCAAAGAUCGUUAUUUAGGCGAUGAGAUUUCAGUUUCGUAUCCCACGGUUGAUGAUUUUAUUAGGUUAAUUAAGAGGAAAGGUCAAGAUUGCAGAAUGUUUAAGAGGGACCUGAAACGGGAUUAUAGACAAUUUGUCGUUGACCCCGGUGAUAUCCAUCUCCUAGGUUACAAAUGGAGAGGCCACUUGUAUUACGAUCGUGUAUUAACAAUGGGGUUGAGAUCUGCGGCAUAUAUAUGUAUGCGAACAACAAAUGCUAUUGCAUUUAUGUGUCAAAACCUGGGUAUAGAUAUUUUGAACUAUUUAGAUGAUUUGGUUGGAUGUGAUAGUCCUUCCAGCAGUGAUGAUGCUUAUUGCAAAUUGGGUCUUAUUUUACAGAAUUGUGGCAUUGAAGAAUCAUUUGAGAAAGCUUGUCCGCCUAGUACAAAAAUGAUGUUUAUUGGCAUUUUAUUUGAUUCUGAGAACAUGACAAUUUCUAUUGAUACUCAAAGAUUGUCAGAGAUUCUGCAGUUAGUUUCUAAUUGGCUUUGUAACACAAAUUGUACAAAGAGAGAACUACAAUCAUUGCUGGGAAAAUUAAAUUUUGUAUCUUAA